CAGGGUCCUCAGAGUGCGUCACAGAUGCAACCCCAUGGGUCCGUAGCCGGGGCCUUUCCGCCUCCACCGGGACCGCCAGGCGGCAUGCCGCCGCCGCCGCCGGGUCCUGCCGGGAGGCCAGGCAUGCCCCCGCCGCCGCCGCCACCUGGGGUACCUGGCAUGCCGGCCCCGGUCCCCGGCAUGCCAGGGAUGCCGCCUCCGCCCCCACCAGGAAUACCCGGUAAGGCACCGCCAGGACCGCCGGGGAUGCCCGGCAUGCCGCCGCCCCCACCAGGGAUGCCAGGAAUGCCGCCGCCGCCGCCCGGCGGCUUUCACACAGCCGGAGCACCGCCGCCACUUUCUGGUGGCCCGGGCCGGCACGGUAUGCAGCCGCCGCCGAUGGGCGGAUACGACCCCUACGCAGCGCAGGUGCGUUGCGUCGGGAUAGGAUUGGGCCUCUGUGCAGGGCAGCGACUGGCGGAGCAGUUUGAGUCCCUGACGGUGGGUCCUGCCGGCCCUGGGGCGAUGGCGCCGGACGGAGUGGACCCCGGCGCCUUGGCGCGGCCCGUCGGGGAGCAGCUUGCGCGGGCGCUCGCUCCGCAGCCCCCAGCGGACCCUGGCAACUGCAGCCCGGACAACAUGCGCAUGACCAUCAAUGCCAUACCCGUCAGCACGGCCCUGAAGACCAGGAUGGCGCUUCCCCUGGGUGUCAUUGUGCACCCCAUGGCGGAUGAGUUUCAUGGCCGCACUGUGCCGGUGGUGCAGCUCAGUAGCGCGGGCAUCGUGCGAUGCCGCCGUUGCCGCACCUACAUGAACCCAUUCAUUCAGUGGACGGAUGCAGGACGCAGGUUCAAGUGCAACGUGUGCAGCAUGCUGAACGAGAUUCCGGUGGAGUACUUCAGCAGCUUGGACCACAACGGCCGUCGUCGGGACGCGGACGAGCGCCCGGAGCUGUCCCAGGGUACCGUGGAGUACGUAGCGCCGGCGGACUACAUGGUCCGGGCGCCCAUGCCGCCGGUUUAUUUCUUCCUCAUCGACGUCUCUUACAGCGCCGUGGCUUCGGGCAUGGUGGCUACUGUCGCUGCCGCCAUCAAGUCUUGCUUGGACUCCCUGCCCGGGGAUGAACGCACGCUGGUGGGCUUCCUCACCUUCGACAGCUCGCUCCACUUCUACAACAUCAAGGCCAGUCUGAGCCAGCCCCAGAUGCUGGUCGUUACGGAGCUGGACGAUCCCUUCGUGCCGCUGCCUGACGACCUGCUGGUCAACUUGCGGGAGAGCCGUGCAGUGGUGGACGCGCUGUUGGAUGCGCUGCCCAACAACUUCACUGGCACGGCGCAGGUGGAGUGCAGCAUGGGGCCCGCACUGCAGGCUGCCUUCAUGGUAACCAGCCACAUCGGCGGCAAGCUGCUGCUCUUUCAGUCGUCCGUGCCGUCGCUGGGUGUGGGCAAGGUCAAGAACCGGGAUAACCCCAGCGCCUACGGCACGGAACGCGAGCCGGCGUUGCGCAAUCCGGACGACCCCUUCUUCAAGCGCUACGCCGCGGAGUGCUCGCGGGUGCAGAUCACGGUGGACGUGUUUGUCAUGUCCAUGCAGUACUGCGACUUGGCCAGCAUCGCUGCCAUCCCGCGAUACACAUGUGGAGAGCUGUACCACUACCCCGGCUUUAUGGCGCAGCGUGACGGUACCAAGCUGACCGCUGAGAUCUGCCACAACCUGACUCGCCCGACUGCCUGGGAGGCUGUCAUGCGCGUGCGCUGCUCCAAGGGGUUGCGGAUAUCCGCCUUCCACGGCCACUUCUUCAACCGCUCCACCGACCUGCUGGCGCUGCCCACGUGCGAUCCAGACAAGGCUUUCGCCGUGGAGAUCGCGCAUGAGGAGGGCGUGGUGCAGCCCGGCAUGGCGUAUGUCCAAUGCGCCCUGCUCUACACGAACUCCAAUGGCGAGCGCCGGAUCAGGGUACACACGAUGGCAGUGCCUGUGGUUUCGGAGCUGUCCGAUCUGUACAACAACACCGACGCGGGUGCCAUGUCGUGCAUGUUGGCCAAGCUAUCAGUGGAGAAGUACCUAUCCUCGCGGCUCGAUGAGACGCGGCAGUCGCUGCACUUGCGGCUGAGCGGCGCUCUCAAGGAGUUCCGGCUCAUGAACGCGAGUGCUGCAAUGCGGACGCCCAACAAGUUCAUCUUCCCGGAGACCUACAAGUACCUGCCAAUCUGGACGCUGGGCCUGAUGAAGUGCGCGGCGUUCAGGGGUGGCGCCAAGGACGUUAACUCGGACGAACGCAUUGCCGUGGGCCACUUCCUCAUGGCUGGUGGCGUGGACGCCGUCGCGCGGCUGGUGUACCCCGCGGCGUUUGCGCUGCACGAUCCUAACGGGCCCUGGGGCAUCGAGCAGCCGGACGGCUCCGUGCCCUUGCCGCCCACGGUGCCACUCACCAUGGCGGCGCUUGUUGACGGGGGUGCUUACUUGCUGGACACGGGCCGCCUGUUUGUGUUGUGGGUGGGCCGGGCAAUCUCGCCGCAGUGGUGCGUUGAGGUGUUCGGGACCGAUCCCAUGUCGCUGCCGCAGGACACGAGUGCCGUGUUGGUGGAGCCGGGGCGCGACGCCCCCAUGUCUAGACGCGUGAACGCUGUACUCCGCACGCUGCGCGCCAAGCGGCUACUGCACCAACAGGUCUUCGUGGUGCGCCAAGGUUCAGGGUUGGAUGCACACGUGUUGCCGUACUUCGUGGAGGACCGCAGCCCGUCGACGCAGUCAUACACCGAGUACAUGGUGGCUCUCCACAAGGCUGUCAUGGCUAAAUAAUGACGGCGCAAUUUGACGUGCCGGCUGUACAGGGAAAGCACGACGGAAGAUGUUCCUAGUUCGUGAUGCUGGCGCAGACUGAUGCAUCCACGUUACAGUUCGUACGUGUAGUAGAGUUUAUCAGGUGUGGGAUGGGGCGGCAAUAGGAGGCGCGGGUUGCGCGAGUAAACGACAAUCCUCUUAUCAAGGGCGUCCAUUAGUGAUGUAUGCAGGCCGUGUCGCCCUUCAUUAGAGGCCUCUGCAGGUUGAGCUCCGCUUGGCAACCUCACGAUUGUGGAGGUGAUGUGGUGCGUGAUUUGCAGGGGACGAAAGACUAUCGAACGAUUUUUGUGUUUGGACGGGGAGAAAAAGCGGGUUGUGGGGGCUGGUGUGUUUCUACAAUGCAACACUAUGUAAGAAUGUAUCUUCAGUCUGUUUUUAACAUCGGUGUACGC
Messenger RNA from Volvox carteri f. nagariensis, 3215 nucleotides. RefSeq lists its product as uncharacterized. Lineage: Eukaryota; Viridiplantae; Chlorophyta; Chlorophyceae; Chlamydomonadales; Volvocaceae. The transcript is spliced from 12 exons. Gene Ontology annotation, biological process: COPII-coated vesicle cargo loading; intracellular protein transport; endoplasmic reticulum to Golgi vesicle-mediated transport. Gene Ontology annotation, cellular component: COPII vesicle coat; endoplasmic reticulum exit site. The coding region runs from base 25 to 2781 and encodes 918 amino acids. The record is from RefSeq and is a predicted model, not a curated record. Gene Ontology annotation, molecular function: SNARE binding; zinc ion binding.